UUACAACAGCAGGAUCUGAAAUCAUCGUACGGGCUGCCACAGCCAGGAACAACUCCCACACAUCUUGCUCCAAGUCCAUCUCCCACCCCCAAGCACCUCCCAACCAAAGAGCAGCAUCCACCACGAGAGAGGUUGAGGGCAGUGAUGGCUGGAAAAUCGUGUCUCGGCUCGCUUUAUCGAGAGAACAAGAAGCCCGUAGCUGCAUCUGCCUUCUUGGUUGCGGCUGCGUUACUCUUUACCGCCUCCAUCGUCAUCCAUGUCGCCUCUCCUCACUUCCGCCAACUUUGGACGUAUAUGAAUCAUCACGUUGAUGGAACCGCCUGCUCUGAAUGCGCAAAUUCGCUGGUGCCGGUGCCCAAGGCAACGCGCUUCCACAUCAGCAACUACGGCUUCCCUGGGCCUGUGCCGUGGGAGUGGAUCCGAGCACACGUGCGCGACGAGUUCACCCUGGGGGGCCGCAUCCAGGUGCGAGAUCUGUUCUUCAACACGGACGCACUAGACUCCGGCGCCAAGCCCUACGUGUGGGUUAACGAGAAAAUAGACCGUCUUGCCAGCUUCGCCCGUGCCAGAAAGGCCAGAUUCGGCUCCUAUGGGCGCAACUGCACAACCGCGUUCUUCCAGGCCUUUGACAAGUACUCCAUAAAGGAUAAGAAGGUUCUCGUUAUUGGCAGUCAGUUACCCUGGGUGGAGUCGAUCUGCCUGGGAUUUGAUGCAUCGACCAUCACAACCGUUGACUUCAACAAGCCCAUUGCGUCUCAUCCUAAGCUGCGGCAGCUGCUGGUGGAUGAACUGGAGGAAAUCAAUGACACGUGGGACGUGGCGGUCUCUUUCUCAUCACUGGAGCACGAUGGGCUGGGGCGGUACGGCGACCCCAUGAACCCCAAUGGUGAUCUGGACCGCAUGCAAAAGAUCAAGGGCUUGCUCAAGCCAGGGGGGCUGCUCUUCCUUGGAGUGCCGGUAGGCAACGACACUCUUCUGUACAAUGCGCAUCGCAUCUACGGGCCCAUUCGCAUGCCGCUGCUGCUGUCUGGGUGGAAGCUGCUGGGAGUCUUCGGAGUGACCAGCCUGGAGCAGCUGUACCGAGAGAAUCUCACUGGAGAGAUUGUACAGCCCGUUAUGGUGCUUACGAUGGAGUAAGCUGCCCAUGUCUAGGAUGUGCUAUGCUAUCUUAUUGAAAAUCAUGCCCUUAUCGUAGAAGCGGGCGUUAGGUCUCUUCAAAGCUUGAAGCUUUUACUGAAACCGUGUUGCCUAUGUAGAAUGCUUGAUAUUUGGACUACGAUACCGCCUUUUUAUCAGAACUCUUAUGAAGGUUGUGAA
Molecule: messenger RNA, 1317 nt
Organism: Closterium sp. NIES-67
Lineage: Eukaryota; Viridiplantae; Streptophyta; Zygnematophyceae; Desmidiales; Closteriaceae
Source: the annotation of a GenBank genome assembly